This is a messenger RNA of Erinaceus europaeus (western European hedgehog), 1372 nucleotides long. RefSeq names its product spindlin family member 2B (gene SPIN2B). NCBI's taxonomy places the organism in Eukaryota, Metazoa, Chordata, Mammalia, Eulipotyphla, Erinaceidae. The record is from RefSeq and is a predicted model, not a curated record. Gene Ontology annotation, biological process: gamete generation; regulation of DNA-templated transcription. The coding region runs from base 376 to 1200 and encodes 274 amino acids. Gene Ontology annotation, cellular component: cytosol; nucleoplasm. The transcript is spliced from 2 exons.
GCCUCUCUCCAGGCAGGAAGCUGCAUACAACCAGAGGGAGGAGACUGCGGCAGCAGCAGCUGAAGCUGCUAGUAAGAGCAGUAAGUGGGAAAGAGACCUACACAAACAGGGGGACAGAGGGCCUGCGAGUCCAGCACAGCAAAUACAACCUUCCUCUUCACCUACUCCAGCCACCCUCCUAGGCACGCUGCUCGCCUAGGGAUCCUUCUCUCCCAGCACUUGCAAGAAACCAGCACGUCGCCUGCUGAUCCUCCUUUUCACACAGGCUCACCGCAGAGGCAGUCCGACUUGGGCACGUGAGGCCCGCGAUUCAAGGCGGUGGAAACCAAGCAGGGCAAGGCCACUCACUGGUGGGCUCCAGGAUGGAGAAGGGGGAUGGGAUGGACUCCUGCAGGAGAUAAGGGGUGGAGACCCGCACCGGGCAUGAAGACCCCUAACGCUCAGGAGACCGAAGGGCAACAAACCAGGGCAGCUGUAGGACGGGCCACUGGGUCUGCAAAUAUGACUAAGAAAAAAGCUUCCCAAAAGAAGCAGAGAGGCAGACCUUCAUCACAGACCCGCAGGAACAUCGUGGGCUGCAGAAUUUCACACGGAUGGAAAGAAGGCGACGAGCCCAUCACCCAGUGGAAAGGAACCGUUCUGGAUCAGGUGCCUAUAAAUCCCUCUCUUUAUCUGGUGAAAUAUGAUGGAAUUGACUGUGUCUAUGGACUGGAACUCCACAGAGAUGAAAGAGUUUUAUCUCUUAAAAUUCUUUCCGACAGGGUGGCAUCAUCCCAAAUUAGUGAUGCAAACCUUGCAAAUACCAUAAUUGGUAAGGCUGUGGAACAUAUGUUUGAGGGUGAGCAUGGUUCUAAGGAUGAGUGGAGGGGGAUGGUCUUAGCCCAAGCACCUGUCAUGAAAGCCUGGUUUUAUAUUACCUAUGAGAAAGAUCCUGUCUUGUACAUGUACCAGCUUUUAGAUGAUUAUAAAGAAGGAGACCUCCGUAUCAUGCCAGAGUCCAGUGAGUCUCCCCCAACAGAGAGGGAACCUGGAGGUGUUGUAGAUGGCCUGAUAGGUAAACAUGUGGAAUAUACCAAAGAAGAUGGCUCCAAACGGAUUGGCAUGGUCAUUCACCAAGUGGAAGCCAAACCUUCUGUGUAUUUCAUCAAGUUUGAUGAUGAUUUCCAUAUAUAUGUCUAUGAUUUGGUGAAAAAGGCCUAACUGUUGGGGCAAUCUUUGCCACCUUUGUCAAAACAGGUGUAUACUUUGUAGACAUGCAAACUAACGUUGCUUUUUUCAGUGUAUAGAAAGCUUAAGGGACCCUGUUAAUGCAACAUCUUUGCCAGCAUAAAUGUUGUUUUGUUCUGAAAAAUACAAAUUUACGUGGCCAUGA